Molecule: messenger RNA, 1525 nt
Organism: Owenia fusiformis
Lineage: Eukaryota; Metazoa; Annelida; Polychaeta; Sabellida; Oweniidae
Source: the annotation of a GenBank genome assembly
AUGGAGGAACGAACAAACAACAAUUCACCUGUUGAAUCGUCUGAUUUAAUUCAAAUUAACGUUGGUGGGGUCAAGCACGAAGUUCUCCGAUCAACAUUGCAACGAUUCCCUGGAACUAAACUAGCAAAUCUGAGCAACGACAAUGCACGUAAAGGAAGUGACUUCAUAGUCUCACGGGGUGAAUUUUAUUUUGACCGACAUCCGGGUAUCUUUACAACAAUCCUGAACUGUUAUAGGACAGGAGAAUUGCAUAUGGACAGAAACGCAUGCGGGUGUGCUCUGGCUCAUGAACUAGAAUUUUGGGGCAUCAAUGAAGUAGCUUUCCAGAAAUGUUGCACGACAAAGUACAUGGAGUCCGAAUAUAUGAAAACACAACUGACUCUAUUUGAGAAAACGUUCAGUUCAGAACAGUCGCACUAUAACCGUGAGCCUGGAUGUGGAAAACUCCAGGAAAAAAUCUGGGCAUUUCUCGAUAAUCCAUUUUCUUCCGUUCCAGCGAAGGCGUUUGGUGUUUGGACUGUACUAAUGAUUGUUCUCUCCAUCAUCACACUUUGUCUUGAAACGGUCGAUGGUUUAAAAGAGGAAAUAGGACCACCUGAAAUCUCUAAAAUUACGGGGAUUCAGGAAGGUGUACUUCGUAGCAAUUACUCCGUGGUCAUCCACGAAGGGCUUAAUAACAACCAAACAGGGACAGUCUCUUGGUGGAUCACAGACCCGAUGGAUUCAAACAACUCCAAAAAGGUUAUACAUAUCGGCGAACAUUUUCACGUUCCAAAUUCAUUUCUUAUCUACAUUGAUUAUGUGUUGUUUGCUUACUUUAGCCUGGAACUCGUCACUAGGUUCAUUUUCUCACCACACAAAGGGCGUUUCUGGCUGAGUUUCUAUACAUUCUGUGAUGUCAUCGCACUAAUACCAGGGGUCGUUUUAUACGUUACAAAUUUUGUCCACCCCGUGAAUAAAUUAAAAACAUCAACACUUGAUAUUGUCCGAGCCUUAGGAACCGCCCGAAUCCUGAGGCUCCUGAGAUUUAUGAGAUUUUCCAUGGCAUGUAAGUUGCUGUUAUACACAUUAAUGGCAAGCAUCAAAGAAAUAUUUCUCAUGCUUGGACUACUUUUACUCGGAGCAAUUACCUUUGCAUCGCUCGUGUACUUCGGGGAACUCAUUUCUGACUCGGAUGAAGUUUUGAUAACAAACAUUCCAAUUGGCAUAUGGUACGCUAUGGUUACCAUGACAACUGUAGGAUACGGCGAUUUCUACCCAAAGAGUAUCGGAGGAUAUAUCGUAGGAAGUGGAUGCGUCAUUUGUGGUGUACUCGUCAUCGCCUUUACUGUACCUGUAAUCGUCAACAACUUUCUGAUGUUUUAUGCGCACGCAUCAUCGAUGGACAAAAAAUCCGAACGACCUUUUAAGAAUCGAAAUAGGGAUGAUAAACAACAAAUAGAUUAGUCUGAAACAAGAAAUCAUUUAAAAAAAAUGAAGGCUCGUGUGAAGGAGAUGUUUGCAGUGUUGUAAUGAAUUGUAUUGA